AGCACCGCGGACAGCCCUCCCUCGGUCGGCCCCGCAGCAGGCUCAGAGCGGUCAGCGUCCCCGGAAUAUGGCCACCGAGGUCCACAAUCUGCAGGAGCUCCGGCGGAGUGCCUCGCUGGCCACCAAGGUCUUUAUCCAGAGAGACUACAGUGAUGGGACCAUCUGUCAGUUCCAGACCAAAUUCCCCCCAGAGCUGGACAGCCGGAUUGAGCGGCAGCUCUUUGAGGAGACUGUGAAGACCCUCAACAGCUUCUACGCGGAGGCCGAGAAGAUUGGGGGCAGCUCCUACCUCGAGGGCUGCCUGGCCUGUGCCACGGCCUACUUCAUCUUCCUCUGCAUGGAGACCCACUACGAGAAGGUUCUCAAGAAGAUCUCCCGCUACAUCCAGGAGCAGAAUGAGAAGAUCUUUGCCCCUCGAGGCCUCCUGCUUACCGACCCAGUGGAGCGUGGGAUGAGGGUUAUCGAGAUCUCCAUCUACGAGGACCGGUGCAGCAGCGGCAGUUCCAGCAGCGGCAGCAGCAGCGGCAGUGGCAGCAGCAGCGGCGGCGGUGGCGGGGCGGGGGCCCGGUGACUGGCCGAGAGUCCCUGCAGGGAGGUGUACAGCCGGACUGAGGGCCUUGCAGACCUGCGGCGGCUGCGCUACCAGAGCACCCGCUUCUGAG
Ceratotherium simum simum (southern white rhinoceros) is the source of this 662-nucleotide messenger RNA. The record is from RefSeq and is a predicted model, not a curated record. Lineage: Eukaryota; Metazoa; Chordata; Mammalia; Perissodactyla; Rhinocerotidae.